AUGAAGGCAGACGUGCUCGGUUUACUUUUGGCGCUAACGGGCCUUUUUCACGCCGGAUCACACGGGCAGGAGGACGCCGGUCUUCCGUGCAGCGAUAAAACCGUGGAGGACGUUGUGCAUUUGGUCCUUCUGUUACACAAUAAAGAUUUAAGUGAAGGAGGUCAGCUGGCUCUGUAUCAAAUCCUCGAGGCUUCGAAGGCUCAGAACGAUUCAGGCGACGUUAUAUCAGUACGUUUCACAGGGCGAGAGACGGAUUGUCCAGCAGGGGGCGACAAAGUCUGGGAUCAAUGUGACUACCUGCAAGAUCCCGCUAAGGCAAUACGCAACUGUCAAGCAAAGGUCCUGCUUAAAGAAACAAUGGAAGUCAUUUCAUCUCACUGUUCAGUGGAUCUACCUGUGGUUUCCAUGCAGAGGCCACCUUGCUUGGGCUGCCCUAUCAACAUUGACAUACACAGUGAGGACAUUAAGGAGCCCCUAAGUUAUUCGCUUUUAAAAGCCAACAUAAUGCAUAACCACCCACACUUCUUCAUCCUUAACACCAUUUACCAGGCAACAAGGCAGGUAAUUGCUGGAUUCAGGUAUCAACUAAAGUUUGACAUGCAAAAAAGUAACUGCACCAAAUCAGACUUCAAAGAGGUUACUGAGGAAUGUCACCCAGACCAGGAAGCUCCAAGUUUCAUCAACUGCAACUCCACUGUGGAUGUGGCACCCUGGAGACUUGAACUUCCAGAGACACAUGUGCAGUGUGCACCGGGACCUAUACAAAGUUUUAUGUUUAAACGUCCGCCUGGCUGGUCUCCCUUGAGGAGCGUCCACAACCUUGCGGUCCAUCAAGAGCCGUCAAACAAACCUCUAAAAACGGAAUCGUCGGAUGAAUCGAAUGAGAGCAAAGCCAUGCCCACCGCUACCGCCCCUCCUGCUGAUCCCGCAUCUCCCGCACGAGACCAGGAUCCAGUUUUAGACAGCGUUCCUUCCACUGCUCCCAUCACUGCUCCUAGCUGUCCCAGCAAGCCCUGGAAGGUUUUCCAACCUGUGUUCAGAGGGCCUCCCCCUCCUCCUUCCAAUAAAACAGAGAUAGGCUUAGGUGCUGCAGAACCGUCCGGAUGAGUGAGUGUAACCAUGUCUGUGGUGAUGCACGGCAUGCGGCAGUUCCCCAUUUGGGAUGCAAAAAUCAAAUGCAUUCUCCUGUUCUGUAAUUUUGAAAGUAUUCUUGGCAUUUUCUUGGGGAUAUUACACAUAAUAUUA
Messenger RNA from Electrophorus electricus (electric eel), 1245 nucleotides. RefSeq names its product kininogen 1 (gene kng1). The record is from RefSeq and is a predicted model, not a curated record. Gene Ontology annotation, cellular component: blood microparticle; extracellular region. Gene Ontology annotation, molecular function: cysteine-type endopeptidase inhibitor activity. Gene Ontology annotation, biological process: positive regulation of cytosolic calcium ion concentration; negative regulation of blood coagulation; negative regulation of endopeptidase activity. NCBI's taxonomy places the organism in Eukaryota, Metazoa, Chordata, Actinopteri, Gymnotiformes, Gymnotidae.